GUCAUUUAUCGGAAAUGACCAAAUAGGAAAAGUUUACAGGCCCCCUUUGAUUUGGAUUUUUAUUUUUUGAACGCAGGUACAAAUUUGGGAUAAAUAAACAAUAUCGAACAAGGAAAGGCUGUGGAAUGAACAACAGACUUCUUCUAACGUGCCUUACAUUAUGUUUGUCGCACACAGUCUUCUCCGCUCCUCUCGAAACUUCUACUGUGAAGUCUGGAGCAGAGGAAGCGCAUCCGGCGACUCCAAAGUCGGUAAAUCUGGAGGAUAAAGUAAAAGAAGCAGUGCAAAAAGCUGAGUUAGAUGCUAGCCUUGCUGCUCAGGAUGCAGUGAAGCAUGGGCAUAAGGCCGAAUCAAGAGUUGAGAGAAUCAGAGGGUCGGCUGAGCCAAGUCAUGAAAGUAAUGAUGAGACUGCAGACGACAAGCCAAAUCAAACAUCCAGAAAACAUGCGACUUUAGUAAGUGACAUCGACGAAGGACCUCACAUUAAGCGAGUAAAAGAACAUAAAGUGAACCGAAAGCCAGGUGGUAUAGGCAAAAUGAUGGGAUUGGGUGAGCUAGGAGACCUCGGAGGUAAUAACAAUGAUUACAAAGAAGACACCAGAUUAGAGGAUCGUUUAGCUAUGGAAGCUGAAGAGGAAAAGAAAUACGAAACAGGAGAGGGGUACGGCGGCGGAGGGGGUGGAGGAGGUGCAGGAGCAGGGUGGGAAGAUGGGGGAAAAGGUGUCAACUGGGCCACAAAUAUACAAAGACAGGACGCUGCAGAGAAACAAAGCAUUCAGGCCCAGGUCGCCUCUGAAAGUGCUCAUGAGCUGGACGAGAUUCAACGUGCAAUCGCGGCAGAGUCCCAGUCCUCUCGUGGUUCUGCUUCCAUUGGCAAUGGAGGUGCUUCUGUGGUUGGCGGAGCUCCUGCGGGGGCACAGCAAGAAGGUAUACAACCGAGAAUAUCUAGCCCUCAAGAAGAAGGAAGAGGAGGUCAACCAGUGGCCUUUGGGGGAGGUCAACAAAGAGAGAACCAAGACGAAUUUCAGGAAUAUGCUUCUCCUUAUACAUCCCAACAAUCAUCUUUUGUUCAGCCAGAGAUUUCAAUCCUUAUUCACCAAGCAGACAAAAUGUUGCCAAAUGAAAUGAGAGGAUCUUCACAACAAAGCAACAUGGAACUCGGUAGUUUGGGAGCACGUGGAACUCAAUCUUUAAAUGGUGGCAUGGGAGGCUUUGGAGGCCUUGAAGGAGCGCAACAACUAGGUGGACAAGGUCAGGCAGCACCAGUGGAACAAGCUCCCAUGGGAGGAUCAGAGAGAACGGGAUUUGGAGGGGCCAUGGAUGCAGGUGCGAUGGGACAGGAGGCGAUGGGACAAGGGGCGAUGGGAGGAGGUGGAAGAUUGAGUGAAUCUGCGGUAAGCCGCAUGAGUGAAGGUUCCCUUGGAGGCGGUGGUUCUUUGCAAGGAAUGCAAGGUGUUCAGAGCGUUCAAGGAAUGGAAGGAAUGCAGAGCAUGACAUCUGCUUUUACAGGAGGACAGCAAGUUCAAGGAGGGAUGUUAUCCGAUGGUGGUGGUGUUAAUGCUCUACAAGGGCAAGGAAUGAUGGACGGUAGUCUUCAAAGUAACAGUCUUCAAGGAGGCGCUCUCCAAGGAGGUCUACAAAGCAUGAUGGGUGGAGGACUAGCGGGACUUCCGGCCAUGGGCGGUGGGGGAGAAUUUGGACAGCAACAAAUGGCAUUUAAAAAGUCAACAAUAGCAAGACCAAGUGAUUUCCAGCGCUCCAAGACACAUCAGAAGGAAGAAAGCAAACGUAAACUAAAGAAGACCUCACAAGAAUACAAAGAUGCUACUGCAGAGGGUUCAACGCCAGCUAAGCAUCUUUUGGAAGACAGAAAGACUGUACCGGUAAAAAAGAGUAAAAUGACAAAAAGGCAACAUUCAAAACACUCGAAAACGCAGUGAAGCUGAUUAACUUGGUCGUAGUCUACUAUUGCCGCUACUUGGAAUGCAUCCAGGAAGAGGACAUAAAGCUUGGACUCUUACGACACACACUGCAAGAUGAUAAACAGUUUUUUUAAUAACAAUUGUCUUGGAACAAUCGUUUAAGAAGCACUCGAAUGAAAAACAACUCUUAUCCGUAGGAAGCAAUUCAUAAAUGUAAUAAACAUAACCCUUGUGUGAUCACCCAGCGUAUUUCAAGGACUAAAUGUUUAAACGUGUGAUAUUUUUUAUUUGAUACUGUCUUAGAGAAGAAAUAACGUGUAUAAAUAAAGAAAAAUACAGAAGAAGUCUUUGUUGGGGAGUUUAUUGCGGUUUUAAAAAGAAUCUCGAAAGGUGAAAACCCUCAGCCAUCUUGCUACAACACAACGCUCGCAAAUGUCUGCUAGGCCUUGAUACAUUUUGGCGCUAUCCAUGAUUUAAUAUACCCUCUACUGUAAUCAGACUCCUUCCGCACUCAAAGUGUCGGCCAUUUUGCCAUGCAUUGUAGCCUUUAGAGCGUUUUGUGGACACAAUGGCAACCUUAAAAUAGCGAAGAGAGGCGUAUUUUCCAUAUCCUCAUUGUAGCUAAUAGUGGGGGUAUUGACGUCGACCCGAAUGAUGUGUUAUUCGCUUGAUUGCGGGGUUUCCAUGAACGUGAUUCCUUCGAAACAAGAGAGGAUGUAGGAUAAGAAAGUUUAUCACUCAUAUAGGCCCUAUAUUCUCAAGGUAAUCCCUCUCAGGUUACUUUUAGAUAUGGGAUCCAGUUCUCCGUGUAUAAUGCGGCCACGCAGUUGUUUUUUUGGAGGAUGAAAAUGCAUAAAAAGCCGCUUGAGAUGUCCAUCACAGGAUUGGUUGCGGGACCAUCCCGGUUUUAAUGAAGCCGGGAGUGAUCUAAAUAAAUCUUGAGGGCUAUUACCUUGAGAAUAAGCUCUAUAUGGGCGAUAAAUUCUCUUAUCCUUCCAGCAUCCUCUCUCGAUCAAACUCGUUUCUUGUCCACUUAUUUAAUCAAGUUUUCAAGGCACUUUUCUCGCAAUAAAGCAAUGACGACGAGCGCCAAACAUAUAUGGAGGAUACGUUUAGAAUAGCGUAUGGGAAGUGUGAACAAAGUCUCUGAAAUGAAAUACGUCAUUUUUAGAGAUAAUUAUAUCACUUUUCAAAGUAGAAGCUAAGAACAGUCAGAAAUCUGAUUUAAUUUUUAUUGGCGGCGAUCUCUGGUAAACAUCUCAAAUGACAAAACUAACACAAAUGAAUAAUCUGCUGAUGUAAAAAUCUGAAUACACAGCAUAUCUGCGUGCUUCAAAGAAGAAUUUCAUCCUGAUUCCGGUUUGUAUCGAUUGAUCAAAAGAUUAAGAAGGCUUUUUAUUUCAUCCCUAUAAAAAUAUAUAAUAACCAGCUCCUUCGGAAAAAGGAAAAUAAAGUUUA
This is a messenger RNA of Orbicella faveolata, 3380 nucleotides long. RefSeq lists its product as uncharacterized. NCBI's taxonomy places the organism in Eukaryota, Metazoa, Cnidaria, Anthozoa, Scleractinia, Merulinidae. The record is from RefSeq and is a predicted model, not a curated record.